This is a messenger RNA of Oryzias melastigma (Indian medaka), 4025 nucleotides long. It is a transcript of the gene mctp1b, whose product is annotated as multiple C2 domains, transmembrane 1b. The transcript is spliced from 21 exons. Lineage: Eukaryota; Metazoa; Chordata; Actinopteri; Beloniformes; Adrianichthyidae. The record is from RefSeq and is a predicted model, not a curated record. Bases 149 to 2791 code for a protein of 880 amino acids. Gene Ontology annotation, cellular component: synaptic vesicle membrane. Gene Ontology annotation, molecular function: calcium ion binding. Gene Ontology annotation, biological process: regulation of neurotransmitter secretion.
CUCGGAGGAGCUGGGAGCGGCCCUGUAACCCCCACCCCCCUCCCCGUCAGCGCCUCCACAGAAGCGGCUGUUUCUGUCAGACAUGCCGCGGCUCGGCGCCGUCUUCUCGGCGUGUCAGUGAGCGGGCAGGGCUGAGCCUCACGCCGGGAUGGAGCGCAGCGACAGCGGCGAGCCUGACAGCGGCGCCCCGCAGAGCACCAUGUGGAAGCAGAUCCAGGCGCGCGCCAAGCCGCUGCUCAGCCCCAAGCUGGGCGCGCGGGACCCGGACGACAGGAAGGAGCGCAGCGGCUGGGUGUUCCGGAAGAUGAAGCGGCGGGACCACGCCGCUCUGGACCGGGUCAUCUCGUCGUCGCAGCCCGACCUGCUGUCCGCCGCUCAGGUGGAGGCGGAGGAGGCGGCGCUCUGCGGCAAAGCGCCCGGCGGUGGCGGCGGCGCUCCGGGCCGGGACAACCGGGACAAGCCGCUCUGCUCCGGGAAGCGCGGGUCCGCCGCGGGCGUGCACAAGCCCACGGUGGCGCAGCUGGUGCAGUCCCACCACAAGAGCUCCUCCGUGGGCUCCGCGUGCGCAGAACUGUCCGAGCCCGCGAGCGGCGGCGGUGACGCGGCGGCCGCAGCAGCGGCGGAGGCGGCGCGGGAGCGCGCCGGGCCGGGCAUGGCGGCCUCCUGCUCCUCCGGAGAUCCUCCUCAGCCGGCCACCUCCAGCUCCGGCGUGUACAAGCUGGACAUCGUGCUGAAGAGAGGACACAACCUGGCCAUCCGGGACAGAGGAGGUACCAGCGACCCCUACGUCAAGUUCAAGCUGGCUGGAAAGGAAGUGUUCAGGAGCAAGACCAUCCACAAGAACCUGAACCCGGUGUGGGAUGAGAGGACCACGUUGGUGGUGGACAGCCUGAGCGAGCCUCUGUACGUGAAGGUGUUUGAUUACGACUUUGGCCUCCAGGAUGACUUCAUGGGGUCAGCCUUCCUGUACCUGGAGUCUCUGGAGCAGCAGAGGACGAUUCCCGUGACUCUGGUCUUGAAGGACCCUCACCUCCCGGAUCAGGACCUGGGAUCUCUGGAGCUCGCCGUCACGCUGACGCCUAAAGACAGCCCCCUGCAGGAGCCGCGCGACAUGACGACCAUGCUGCUCAGGAGGUCCUGGAAACGCUCCACAAAGCAGCAGUCCAUGCGUCUCUCGGAGGUGCAUCGGAAAUCUCAGUUGUGGCGAGGGAUCGUCAGCAUCGCGCUGAUCGAAGGUCGGAACCUGAUUCCCAUGGACCCCAACGGUCUGAGUGAUCCGUAUGUGAAGUUCAGGCUGGGACCACAGAAGUACAAGAGCAAGACCAUGCAGAAGACCCUGAGUCCUCAGUGGAGGGAGCAGUUCGACCUGCAUAUGUACGAGGAGUCCGGAGGAGUCCUGGAGAUGACGGUGUGGGACAAAGACACCGGCAGGAGAGAUGACUUCAUUGGACGCUGCCAGCUGGACCUCUCCUCUCUGGCCAAGGAGCAGACCCAUCACCUGGAGCUGCCAUUGGAGGAGAACCGAGGCGACCUGGUGCUGCUGGUCACGCUGACCGCCACAGCCGCUGUGUCCAUCACAGACCUGUCCAUCACGCCGCUGGACGACCCCUAUGAGCGCAGGGAGAUCCACAAGCGAUACAGCGCCAGGCGGUCAUUCUCUAACUUCAAAGACGUGGGCGUCGUUCAGGUGAAGGUGCUGAGAGCAGAAGGCCUUAUGGUUGCAGACGUCACCGGUAAAAGCGACCCGUUCUGCGUGCUGGAGCUGAACAACGACCGCUUGCAGACUCACACGGUUUACAAGAAUCUCAACCCGGAGUGGAACAAAGUCUUCACUUUUAAUGUGAAGGACAUCCACUCGGUGCUGGAGGUGACGGUACUGGACGAGGACAGAGACCGGAGCGCCGACUUCCUGGGGAAAGUGGCCAUCCCUCUGUUAAGCGUCCAUAACGGCCAGCAGAGGGCGUACCUGCUUAAAAACAAAGAGCUGACAGCCCCCACCAAAGGAGUCAUCCACCUGGAGAUCGAGGUCAUCUACAACACUGUUAAAGCUGCUUUUAGGACGGUCGUUCCUGCAGAGCAGAAAUACAUCGAGGAGGAGCCCAAAGUCUCCAAGCAGCUGCUGCAGCAGAACUUCAACCGGGUGAAGCGCUGCAUCCUGGUCCUCAUCAGCUACGGCGCCUACAUCAACAGCUGCUUCGAGUGGGAGUCGGCGCAGAGGAGCAUCCUCUCCUUCGUGCUGUUCGUGGUGGUGGUGUGGAACUUCGAGAUGUACAUGCUGCCGCUGUUCCUGGUGCUGCUGCUCGUCUGGAACUGCUGCUUCUCCUCCAGCAGAGAGACGACUGACGGGUCCAUGGAGGCCAUGUUUGAAUGGGAGGAUGAAGAGGAAGACAAGGAGGACAAGGACUCGGAGCCCAAGGGCUUCAUGGAGAAACUCUACGCCAUCCAGGACGUGUUCAUCAGCGUGCAGAACGCUCUGGACGAGGUGGCGUCAUUCGGAGAAAGAGUCAAAAACACUUUUAACUGGACCGUGCCUUUUCUGAGCUGGUUGGCGAUCGCUGCCUUAUGUUCGGCCACAUUUCUACUCUACCUCAUUCCUCUACGAUACCUGGUGCUCGCGUGGGGUGUCAAUAAGUUCACCAAGAAGCUGCGAGACCCGUACAUGAUCGAGAACAACGAGCUGCUCGACUUCCUGUCUAGAGUCCCGUCAGACGUUCAAGUGAUGCAGUACCGAGAGCUGAAGGUUGAUCCCGGACAAAGCCCCAACAAACGCAGGAGGACCAACCCCAGCUAGCUGUAGACACUCGACUGUAAACUAAACGUAAACUGUAAACUAAACGUAAACUGUAAACUCUCAUGUACAUUUGGGUUCUAGAGUAGUGACUGAAGCUUUCUGUUCCUGUGAAGUCUUAUUUUCUAAACUUUUGAACAGAAAUCUUUUUUUACAGACUUUUAUUUCUCACCAAACUGGAGUUAGAAAUGUUUGAUGAAUGUGUGUUAAAGUGUCUGCAUGAAUCAGUGGCGUGCUGCUGCCGCCACCGCCGCCGCCGCCGCUGCAUGAACACGGCUGCAUCAAGUCUUACGAUUAUUGCUCUGAAUAUUUUUGUACAGUUUGAGUCGAGACUGAGCUGCAUGUUUGUUCUGCUGCUGCUCUGUGUUGUCCUCGUACACACAUGUACACACAUGUACACAAAUGAAAACUAUAUGCUGAAUCCAGCCAGUCAGGGAAACUAGUGUUGCCAUGGCGAUUUCAACCAAAGUCCAGAGAAUUUUUACCCUCCAACGUUUUAUUGUUGCGAGUUUGUCUUAUUUUUGUUUCACUGUGACUUUAAGUGGAACUAUUUUUAUGACUGCUGUCAUUUGGUUUCAGUUUUUUAUUCAUUUUUUAUUGCAUGAAUUAAAAAAAAGAUGAAUUUUGUUUCUGUUUAAUUUUUAUGAUGAUUUUUUUAUUUUUACUACAAUCUGCAGAAAUUAAUGAUACUUAUCAAAAAACUACUAUAGCAGUAAUCGUCUUUGUCAGUAGAAUUCUAUUCAGACUAAAUAAUAAAAAUAGAAACUUUUGAUUUUGAAAUGAUCUAAGCCAUAAAGAGAAAUUUCAGAAUAAAAGGUUCUACGUUGAGAAGAAGCCAUGGAUUUAAAUAUCUGUUAGCUCUGCAUUCUGGCUGAACUGUUUUAGAGACAAAAAAAUGUUUUUGUCAAAUAUCAAAAAUGAAAAUCCGAUUGAAACAGUUCAAGGAUCAAACUGACUAAAACUCUUGCUGUAGAAUUCAGAGGAUGAAGUCAAAGUUUCAGUCGAAUCACUUUCAAACAGAAAAUACUAAUUUAUACUUUUUUACUUCUUUUUCUAAAUGUAUUUUUGUGUCUUCUCCCUGUGUGUGACGCUGUUGUUGGUCUGCAUGUCUGAGCAGACGUCAGUGUUUACCUGCAUGACUGAACAUUAACUCAAUGGAUGUGGAGGCGUCUCAAUCGAUGUUAUUGAUCGGAUGGAAAGCUUUCUCUGAGAUAAACUUAUAUAUUUCUUCACACAA